AUUUGGGGAGUUGGAAUAAGAAGGCGUGGUUUUGGAGUAGCAAAAGAAGCAACGAUGGGAAACACGUUCUGCCUCUUCUGUGGUUGCGUCGGUCAAUCCAGCGUCGGCGUCGUCGAACAGUGGGGUCGCUUCCACCGCCUCGCCCAACCAGGCUUCCACCUCUUCAACCCCCUCGCCGGCGAAUGCCUCGCCGGAAUCCUCUCCACCAGGAUCUCCUCCCUCGACGUCCGCAUCGAAACCAAAACCAAGGACAAUGUGUUUGUGCAGUUGCUGUGUUCAAUUCAAUACCGAGUCAUUAAGGAAAACGCGGACGAUGCUUUCUACGAGUUGCAAAACCCUCAGGAGCAGAUCCAGGCUUAUGUUUUUGAUGUCACGCGUGCGAUUGUUCCCAGAAUGAACUUGGAUCAGCUAUUUGAGCAGAAGGGUGAGGUUGCCAAAGCUGUAUUGGAGGAGCUUGAAAAGGUGAUGGGAGAAUAUGGAUAUAGUAUAGAGCACAUACUCAUGGUUGAUAUUAUACCUGAUCCUGCUGUGCGUAAGGCAAUGAAUGAGAUCAAUGCAGCGCAAAGGAUGCAACUUGCUAGCGAGUACAAAGGAGAAGCUGAAAAGGUGUUGCUAGUUAAAAAAGCAGAGGCUGAAGCCGAAGCCAAGUAUUUGGGUGGGGUUGGUGUGGCCAGGCAGCGACAGGCUAUCACAGAUGGCUUGAGAGAGAACAUCCUCAACUUCUCUCACAAGGUAGAGGGCACUAACGCUAAGGAGGUGAUGGAUCUUAUCAUGAUUACUCAGUACUUUGACACAAUCAAAGACCUUGGGAACUCAUCAAAGAACACCACUGUUUUUAUACCCCAUGGACCUGGCCACGUCAGGGAUAUUGGUGAGCAGAUACGCAAUGGACUGAUGGAAGCAUCUAGUGCUCAAGUAAAUAUGGAGGAGUGAUUUUGUAAAGUUUGCCUUAGAAAGUAUCUCUGUCUAACAAUCACACACACAAUAAUACUCGUGUAUUUAAUAUGUUUAUGCUUAAUUUUGAAGAAAAGUUUUGAUCAGUUGGAAUUUAUAAAAUAAGAUGCUUUUCAGUUGUAUUGUGAUGGAAACAGUCAGUACUGAGUGCUCUAGUAAAUAUGGUGUGAUUUUAUAAUA
Cajanus cajan (pigeon pea) is the source of this 1134-nucleotide messenger RNA. Its product is annotated as SPFH/Band 7/PHB domain-containing membrane-associated protein family. NCBI's taxonomy places the organism in Eukaryota, Viridiplantae, Streptophyta, Magnoliopsida, Fabales, Fabaceae. The record is from RefSeq and is a predicted model, not a curated record.